Ramularia collo-cygni is the source of this 1011-nucleotide messenger RNA. RefSeq lists its product as uncharacterized. NCBI's taxonomy places the organism in Eukaryota, Fungi, Ascomycota, Dothideomycetes, Mycosphaerellales, Mycosphaerellaceae. Gene Ontology annotation, biological process: regulation of DNA-templated transcription. Bases 1 to 1011 code for a protein of 336 amino acids. The transcript has a single exon. Gene Ontology annotation, molecular function: RNA polymerase II cis-regulatory region sequence-specific DNA binding; DNA-binding transcription factor activity, RNA polymerase II-specific. Gene Ontology annotation, cellular component: nucleus. The record is from RefSeq and is a predicted model, not a curated record.
AUGCUAAAGCUACCCUUCAAAACUGCUUUACGGCGACUCACUGGCGCCCAAAUCAAUUUAUUCACGCCACGAUGCCCUGUACAGAAGGCAUUAGGACCAGCUCAGUCCGAUCAUACAUCUCGCAGCAGAAGACUCUGGUUUGUCACGGGACAACGACAUAAUUUCAGUACUUCCGGUCCAUUCUGCGAAAAGAGGUGGACCGCUGAAGAAGCUGAGAAGCUUUGCGAGCUUCGACUUGCUGGAGUCAAGACGGAAGUCAUCGCCAAGGACUUGGGCCGUUCGCUGGGUGCUACUGAGUUCAAACUGAGUUCCCUCCGGAGACAGCGCCCCGACUUUGCUCGCCUGACCGAUGCUGCAAAGCGCUGGUCCGAAAAGGAUGUCCAGCUGCUCCAUGAAAUGAUGAAUUCCAAGAGCAGUAGUGCCCAGAUUGAAGCGGCUUUCCCUGACCGUAGUCGUAAAUCGUUGGUCAACAAGCUCCAAAAAAUCAGAAACGCUUCAAUCGAAGGCUCUCCUAGUCUCACGGGGUGGACAGCAGAGGAGGAUGAAGAGCUUCAUCGACUACGCGUCAUCGAGAAGCUCGCGUUAGGAGAAAUCUCAAAACGAUUGUCUCGCUCGUUUCAUGCGAUCGAGACACGAUUGCGAGUCCUGGGGUUCGCGAUGAUACAGAACUCCCCUUGGGAGCCCCAUGAGGAUGCCAAGCUGUCGACGAAAUGUAGCGGGGUGACAUGGAGAGCAAUUGUUGCUCAACUACCCGGUCGGACAGUUAGCGGGGCUAGUAAUCGUUGGUACUAUCUCAAGGUGAGAGCACAAAAGCCUCGGAGAAAAACUCCCGAGCUGUGGACGGCUGGGGAAGAUGCUAUUCUUCUAAAGAGGCACGCUACUGGUGCGACAUUUGAAACCAUCGCUGUAGCACUGCCGAAUCGGACUGUCAGCGCAUGUCGCUUCCGCGUUACACAAUUGAGAGCGCUGGCUAAGUUGAGGGAAACGAGGACAUCGGACGACAAAUCAUGA